UUAAGUUACAUAAAUAUGGUUUUCGUAUCUAUAUUCUUUAGUGAUGAACAAAAUAUUAAUUUUAUCUGAAAUAAAUGAAAAGCGAUUCAUAUUACGAUAUAUUAACAAGGAUAUCUUGUCGAUAUUUUUUAUUUGUCAUGAAGUAAAGAGAAAAAAAGCACACUAAUUUGCUUAGUUGGGUAUUAAAAUUUUUCACUGUGUAGGAAGACACAAAGAAAAAAGUGUCCAGUGACAGCUGUCUAAUAUGUAUCAGUGAUGUGAUGUAAAAAUUCAAUAGUUUAGUCGUGAUAGAUAGUAGAAAACAUUUUAAAACAUUAGAAGUGAUUCAGAUUUCCGAAUUUGAAUCAAAAUUUGAUUUAUUUGAAUAGUGUCUAUAAUCGAAAUUUUAUUCGAAGGAAAAUGCUGCUGUCUAUGCUUUAACGGCUGAAAUUGAUGAUCGUCUAAUUACAGCCGAAAUCAAAAAGAAGGAAGUGGCUGAAACUGAAUAUAAUGAAGCAAUUACACAUGGUCAAACAGCAACUCUAUUACGUCAGAGUGAGAAAACAAUGGAUACAUUUAUUAUCAAUGUUGGUGCUCUACCACCGGGCAAAGAAUGUCGAAUCAUAAUUCGUUAUGUGACUGAAUUGGAUUUGAUUGAUGGAAAAUCUAUUCGAUUCGUUGUUCCAUCUACAAUAGCUCCACGAUACAAUCCAGAAUUAGGUCAAAUACAAUCACCCGAUAGAACAAAUACUAAAUAUGUUCAAAAUACUUCUUAUACAAUAUCUUUUCAAAUUCAUGUCGAACGAAACGGCAUCUCUCGCGUUGCUAAUCUGUCUCAUCCGGUCAAUGUUAGUACAUCGUCGGAAAUGAUCAAUAUUUCUACACAAGAUGUUGCACUCGAUCGUGAUUUUAUCAUCGAUAUUCACUUGCCCAGAAUUCCACCACCCAUGUUGACUGCUAUUGAACAAUACGAUACGACGAAAUAUGCUGCACUUACAACAUUAAUUCCUCGUAAUUUGGUCAAAUCUAACUAUAUGAAAUCUGAACUCAUCUUCAUUGGUAUGUUAAUGUGA
Rotaria sp. Silwood2 is the source of this 1052-nucleotide messenger RNA. The record is from the annotation of a GenBank genome assembly. NCBI's taxonomy places the organism in Eukaryota, Metazoa, Rotifera, Eurotatoria, Philodinida, Philodinidae.